This is a messenger RNA of Prorocentrum cordatum, 775 nucleotides long. The record is from the annotation of a GenBank genome assembly. NCBI's taxonomy places the organism in Eukaryota, Dinophyceae, Prorocentrales, Prorocentraceae.
GCGCCCGGCGCGGGCGGCGCGCCGCGCCAGGCACCGUGCGGCUGCUCCUCCUGGCCCAGGGGCGGGGCGCGCGGGCCGGCCCCGGCGCGGGCGGACACUGGCGUCCCCCGGCAGCAGCGCCGGCCGCUGGAGCCUCCUGUGGGCGGGCUGCCUGCGGCAGAUCGUGCGGCUGGCGUGCGCGAACUUCCUCAUCUACGGCAUCCGAGGCGCCGUGGUGUCGUGGCUCGCCUUCUUCAUGCUGCACACGGGCCGGGGCCUGGCGUCGGCGGCGGCCCUGCUGAGCACCUUCGAGGUCGGCGGGCUCUUCGGCAGCUUCCUCGGGGGCGUCGUCAGCGACCUCCGCCUGCGCGGUCGGGCGGCGGCGCCGGUGGUGGGCCUGCGCGUGGACACGAGCCUGCUGGCCCUGGUGACCCUCCUGCUGCCCUCCCUGGCCGCCAUCUGGCUCCUGCCGCCGUCCGCCGGCGCGGCGUGGCUGCUGCUGCCCAUGUUCGCCGCCGGGCUGGGCCUGUACGUGGUCCAGGCCCUCACGGCGCUGUGCGGCCUCGAGCUGGUGCCCAAGCGCGCUAUCGGCGUGUCCCAGGGGUUCCUCGGCCUGACGGCGUACGUCGGUGCGGCGGCCUCGGGGCUGCCGCUCGGAUGGCUCAUCCAGGGUCGCGCUGGCUGGGUCGCGUGGCAGGCCGCGCUGCUGCUGGCUGCGCUGGGGACCGGCGCCGUGCUGCUGCCGCUGCGGCGGGCGCGCUCGCACCAGCAGCGGCUCGCGCCGGGGCUGCGCUGA